AUGAUACCCCGCGAGAUCAUCGGAUCUACUUCUAGUCGUUCGUCCGAUGAGCUGCAGAGUGCCAACACAAAAGGGUCAGCGACGACAGUAUCAGACCAUCACACCGAGCGGCUCAACUCCUUUACCUCGAGGAGAGAAUCAUUAACAGCAGCCGAACGGGCGAGGCGCAAUUUGAACGCAAAGCUCGCCAAUCCUCUGGCUGGACUUAGUCAUGCAACCCUGAGAAACAGAGGGGGUCGGUACGCUCGGAAGUAUCAAAUUGGAGAUGAUGAUGAUAUUCGCGCAUUUGAACUGGGUGCUGUCCUAGCUCAAGAUCCGGAGCAAUUUGAAAAGGUUGAAGGACUAACGAAGGAGGAGUUGGACGUCCUGCGAGGGGAAUUCACGAAUCGUUGGUCACAGCCAAAGGAGAUGUACCUGGUUAUCAUACUGUGUUCGAUAUCCGCCGCUGUUCAGGGAAUGGACGAAACGGUUGUCAACGGCGCUCAAAUAUUCUACAAACCACAGUUCGGCAUCGAUGACGACGAUUUUAGAUCAACAUGGCUUGCUGGGCUGAUAAAUGCUGCACCAUACCUAUGCUGCGCCUUGAUCGGGUGUUGGUUGACGGUGCCCUUUAACCACUGGUUUGGUCGACGAGGAACGAUUUUCAUCACCUGCUGCUUUUCCACGUUGGCUUGCUUCUGGCAAGGCUUCGUCAAUACGUGGUGGCAUAUGUUCAUCGCGCGCUUCGCACUAGGCUUCGGCAUUGGCCCUAAAUCCGCAACAGUCCCCAUAUAUGCGGCUGAGACCAGCCCACCUGCCAUUCGAGGUGCUUUGGUAAUGCAGUGGCAGAUGUGGACUGCAUUUGGUAUCAUGAUGGGGUAUGCUUCGGAUCUCAUAUUCUUCAAUGUCCCAGAUAUCCCCAACGUUACUGGUUUAGGCUGGCGAUUAAUGAUGGGAUCAGCCAUGUUUCCCGCUAUCAUAGUCUGCUGUAUGGUUUUUAUCUGCCCAGAGUCACCUCGCUGGUAUAUGAGCAAGGGAGCUCAUCACAAAGCGUAUCAAUCAAUGUGCCGACUUCGAUUCAACAAGGUCCAAGCUGCGCGUGACCUAUUCUAUAUGCACACGUUGCUCGAAGCGGAAUCGACGAUGAAACUCGGCCAGCCAAAGAUCUUGGAACUCAUCACUGUCCCACGGAACAGAAGGGCAUUGGUUGCAUCCGAAAUUGUGAUGUUCAUGCAGCAGUUCUGCGGUGUUAAUGUGAUCGCAUACUAUUCCUCCGAAGUUUUCCUACAGGCAGGGUACUCGGAACUGUCCGCCCUUGCCGCAUCUCUCGGCUUCGGGGUAAUUAACUGGCUCUUUGCCAUCCCUGCCAUUUACACGAUUGAUACGUUUGGUCGACGAAACCUUCUUCUCGUCACAUUCCCAUUGAUGGGGCUCUUCCUGCUCCUCACAGGCUUUGCGUUUUGGAUUCCAGAUCAUACUGCGCAAACAGGCUGUGUUGCACUGGGUAUAUACCUUUUUGGCAUUGUAUAUUCUCCUGGAGAAGGGCCAGUGCCGUUCACUUACUCCGCGGAGGCAUACCCACUAUAUGUACGAUCAUACGGCAUGGCACUAGCAACUGCAACGACAUGGUUCUUCAACUUUACCUUAGCAAUAACAUGGCCCAGCCUAUUACGGGCAUUCACCCCGCAAGGCGCAUUUGGAUGGUAUGCAGCCUGGAAUCUAAUUGGGUUCGUCCUCAUAUUGCUCUUCAUGCCCGAAACUAAGGGUAAGACCCUUGAAGAGCUGGAUCAGGUUUUCUCUGUCCCUACGACAGUACACGCACGUUGGGCAUUGAAACAGAUCGUGUAUAUUUUCCGGAAGUAUGUUCUGAGACAGAAAGGGUUGAAAGAAGCUCAAUUGUAUGAAAAGCCGGAGGGCAAACCAAUAUCACAAUCUAUGGAGGAACGAGUGGUGGGGUCGUCACAAUUUUUCGGACUCCGAUGA
Messenger RNA from Nannizzia gypsea CBS 118893, 1962 nucleotides. Its product is annotated as H(+)-myo-inositol cotransporter. The record is from RefSeq and is a predicted model, not a curated record. NCBI's taxonomy places the organism in Eukaryota, Fungi, Ascomycota, Eurotiomycetes, Onygenales, Arthrodermataceae. The transcript has 3 exons. Bases 1 to 1962 code for a protein of 653 amino acids. Gene Ontology annotation, cellular component: membrane. Gene Ontology annotation, molecular function: myo-inositol:proton symporter activity. Gene Ontology annotation, biological process: transmembrane transport.